AUGGCACCUCCAGCAGCUGACGUUGAUCUCUUCACGCACACGAGUUCUGGGCCCAUCCCAGUCACCAAAGUCAACGCCCAAAGCAAGCUCAAGGAGCCGCUCAAGUACUCGGGCUCGUUGGACCAAUACAAAUCGUUCGAUGUCACAAAGGUCAUUGGCAGGGAGUUCCCAGACUUGCAACUCAGCCAGAUCUUGAACGACGACACAAAGAUCCGUGACUUGGCCAUCCUAGUGUCUCAACGUGGUGUCGUCUUCUUCCGCAACCAGGACCUCAACAUCGACGAUCAGAAGGUCUUGGGCCAGAAACUCGGAGAGCUGACGGGAAAGCCGGAGACAUCCAAGCUCCAUCGUCAUGCUCUGAGCAACAGCAAGCGUGGCAUCGCCGUGGACGAGAAUGGCAAACUGGACGACGAAGUCUCGGUCAUUUCUUCCGAGCAAAACCGCAAGUUUUACAAGGACCGCUUCACCGCCAAGUCCAAGGUGCUCGCCAGCGAAGGAUGGCAUGCCGACAUCACCUUUGAGCGCAUUCCAUCGGACUACGCCAUCCUCAAGAUCAUCAAGAAGCCCGAAGACGCCGGCGGCGACACGCUGUGGGCGUCGGGCUAUGAGGCGUACGACCGCUUGUCGCCCGAGUUCCAGAAGCUGGCCGAAGGGUUGACGGCGACGCACCACCAGCCCAACUUUGUCAAGGUGGCAAAGGAGUUUGGCGAGGACCUGAUUGAGCAGGACCGUGGCGCGCCCGAGAACACGGGUCUCGACUUUACCGCGUCCCACCCCGUGGUGCGCACCAACCCCGUGACAGGAUGGAAGAGCCUAUUCGGUGCGGGCCACCAGAUCGAGCAUGGGUGGAUCGACAAGGUGACGCCGCGCGAGAGCGAGAUCCUCAAGGCCUACUUCCUGCAGCUCAUCACCGACAACCACGACCUGCAGGUGCGCUUCCGCUGGAACGAGAACGACCUGGCCGUCUGGGACAACCGCUCCGUCUUCCACACCGCCACAAACGACUACGAGGGCAAGCGCCAGGGCAAUCGCGUCGUCUCCCUCGGCGAGCGGCCCUACUUUGACCCCAACUCGGUCUCGCGCCGACAGGCUCUGGGGAUUUAG
This is a messenger RNA of Fonsecaea nubica, 1104 nucleotides long. RefSeq lists its product as hypothetical. Gene Ontology annotation, cellular component: cytoplasm. NCBI's taxonomy places the organism in Eukaryota, Fungi, Ascomycota, Eurotiomycetes, Chaetothyriales, Herpotrichiellaceae. The record is from RefSeq and is a predicted model, not a curated record. Gene Ontology annotation, molecular function: 2-oxoglutarate-dependent dioxygenase activity. The transcript is spliced from 5 exons. Bases 1 to 1104 code for a protein of 367 amino acids.